Molecule: messenger RNA, 2580 nt
Organism: Bubalus bubalis (water buffalo)
Lineage: Eukaryota; Metazoa; Chordata; Mammalia; Artiodactyla; Bovidae
Gene: HESX1
Product: HESX homeobox 1
Exons: 6
Coding region: 1659-2177 (172 amino acids)
Biological process (GO): pituitary gland development; forebrain development; regulation of transcription by RNA polymerase II
Cellular component (GO): nucleus
Molecular function (GO): DNA-binding transcription repressor activity, RNA polymerase II-specific; RNA polymerase II cis-regulatory region sequence-specific DNA binding
Source: RefSeq, a predicted model, not a curated record
CGCGGCGGGGCUGCCCCGGAGGUUCCUUCGGUGCUCCUCGCUCCGCUGAGAGGUAGGGACCUGGAGGAGGCGAAGGCGUCUGAGGCGGCCUUCUUUGCGCACCUCGACACCUACCCUUCGCAAGCGGUUGGCUAUAAAUCGUAGGGGACCGUCUUACCUCGGCAAAGCGUGCGUCUCCUGGAACCAGAGCUUCGAGUGAGGACCGUUCUGGGGAAAUAGGGGCGGUUUUACUUCUCCCUCAACAUUUUUCGUCAGAGACCACGAAAGAGGCCUCUCUGCAGGCGCCUUUAGUUUCCUCAGAUCAUAACCUUCCCAACUGCCCGCAGCGUCCAGUCUCCCCUCUCCAGCAAAAUGGUGCUGGCUAACUCAGAUGUCUGCGAGAUUAGUUGUGUUGUUAACUUGGCUUUCUGGUAAAUUCGUGGAUAGUAGACUCGAAAAGAUUUUUUUCUAAGCAUUUAGGUAUCAAUAUAUUCAUUUAAAAAACCCGACUUUGCUGCCAAUUCAUCAGUUCUUAGCUGUCCUUGAGAGACUGACAUGCCACAAUUCACACUUCCAUAUUUCUUAUUAAUCAUAAGUGAAAAUAUCUUUUUAAAGUCAGGGUACACUGAUUUAUUAUGUUAGCAACUGAUUAGCAUUUCUGUUAAAGUUUUGGAAGAAUAUUUAAAUAGCUUCUUCAGCAUCUAACUUUUUUUUAAUAAGAGAGAUAAAGUGAGCUCUAUUUCUAGAAUUUGAUCUGGAUUAGAACUCCUGUCUCUUUUGUCCAUCUUUGUGUCCAGAUUCUUCAUGGACGAAUAUACAGAGAAAAUGGCAGAAUUACUAGUGUCUUCUAAAUACCUAGCCAUUAAUCCCACUAGUCCAUCCCAUUUUCAUUCAAGAAAUAUAAGAAAUGCCGAAUAAAGACUAUUAGUUGCCCAGUUCCACGGAUAAAUUGGAAUGAAUCCAGGUACGGUGGAACAAAUCCAAAUACAAUAACUGGAAUGGAAGUUACUUACUUUAAACUAAAAUACUAGGUUUUCCCAAGAUCUCUUAAAGGAAAAAUCAAAUUUUAAAAGUUUUCCCAAGUAGACUUGCAAUGUAGUUUCACGGGAUUAUUCAUAGCUUUCAAUAACUUUCAGUAAGAGCUCUCCCCUUAAAUUGUUUAUCAGCGAGUCACCCUGUAUAUGAGAUCUUUCGUUUCUGAAAGGUAGUUUGGAAUCAGUUCCUACAGUGUUACUGGUUGCCAGCUGCUUGAAUGUACCCGGCAUCGGCAUGGUACAGAUCUCAGCAACACAAAUCUGGCCUUGGACAUUUCUUGUCUACUCUGUCAGCACAGUGGCAUGCAACCUGACUUUGAAUUAAGAAGACUUUCACAAGUAUCUUAGGACUGGACCAGAAGAAAGACUGUGUUCCAUCCACAAAACCCCACAGGCCCUGGGCGGACACCUGCGGCUCUUCAGACUUACAGAAAAACUUUACUUUCAUCCAAGUACAUAAUUGAAAUAUCUAGCACUUUUAAUGCCUCCAUCUGAGUGUUAUGGGAAAUAAAAAGAACAUUGGCCUUAGAUCCAAGUAGGUAUGAAGUGCACCCAUGAGAAAUGCCAGGAGCCUUCAUUUACUUCAGAAGAGCUCUGGGUUUAUUUGCCAUAUCAUAUAUUCUAAAUCUUCUCACUGAAGAAUAAAUGACAUUCAGAGGCCAGAAUGUGUUCUCUAUCAGCAAGACAGGACUCUCGUUUUUGUUUGCUUUUUGGAAUUUGGUCUCCUGUGAAACCCAGAAGAAUUCUACUAGGAAAGUUAGAGGGAAAGAAGUUAACCUAUGUCUACAUGUCCCAACUCUUCCCAGUGGGAUCUCAUUACCUCAAACUGUGGAUCACUCAGUGCUGGAAGAAAGUGUUUGGAAAUACGAAGAUUACUUUGCACCCUCAGAGAGACUUUCUUUGAAAAGAGAGUUGAGUUGGUAUAGAGGCCGAAGACCCAGAACUGCUUUUACUCAAAACCAGAUUGAAGUGUUAGAAAAUGUCUUUAGAGUAAACUGUUAUCCUGGCAUUGAUAUCAGAGAAGACUUAGCUCGAAAAUUGAACCUAGAGGAGGACAGAAUCCAGAUCUGGUUCCAAAAUCGGCGUGCAAAGCUGAAAAGGUCCCAUAGAGAAUCACAGUUUCUAAUGGCAAAAAAAAAUUUCAACACAGACCUCCUGGAAUAAAUAGAAAACUAAACAUGUGGAAUUAUCUUCCAGUUGCAGAACAUGAAGAAUUAAUGGAAAUAUCAAGUAUUGAAAAUGUUAUGUUUUCUGUGUUUAAUCUGAGUAUUGUCAUUUUUAUUGGAAAAUAUAUUGUAAAUAAUUCCUAUUAUAACAUGGCACCUGCUAUACUUGGGCACUGUUAGUUACAAUAAAGGCCUUUCCUCUAUAUUUUAAUAAACAUUUGCAGAAAAAGCCAGUUAUUUUUGGUGAGCAAAUUUAAUCAAAUAAAUUAGUUUAUUAAAAUCAGUAAACUCAUAGCUAAUUGACUCUACAACUGGAUUCCAUUUACAAAAUAAUUCAAGUCAAAUAGUCUGAAGAAUGGCACAAAGAUGUGAUUUGUUUCAAUAAAUUCCCUUCAACUGCA